Messenger RNA from Pseudophryne corroboree (corroboree frog), 1507 nucleotides. RefSeq names its product TCF3 fusion partner (gene TFPT). The record is from RefSeq and is a predicted model, not a curated record. Gene Ontology annotation, biological process: apoptotic signaling pathway; apoptotic process; positive regulation of apoptotic process. Lineage: Eukaryota; Metazoa; Chordata; Amphibia; Anura; Myobatrachidae. Gene Ontology annotation, molecular function: DNA binding. Gene Ontology annotation, cellular component: Ino80 complex. The transcript is spliced from 7 exons. The coding region runs from base 148 to 903 and encodes 251 amino acids.
GCUAUCUUUUACCGGAAGCCGGAGCGCGUAAUGAUGAUGUCACUACCGGAACACACACUGCCGUUUCCGCCAGGAACUAGGGACUCGGAUUCAGGAAUGAGCUUUCUGAGUGGGGUGUGAGGAGCUGCAGCAGGUAGAUGUUUCAUUAUGGCUGCUGUGAGCUUUGAGGAGUUUUCUGUCCCGCCUGGGUCUGAGCUCGCUCUUCCACCGCUUUUUGGUGGGAACAUCUUGGAGAGUGAACUAGAAACAGAAGUUGAGUUUGUUGAUGGAGGCCUCAGCGGUGAUAACAUACAAGAUGAGGAAGAGGAGGCUCAGCAGCGUAUGAGGGAACUCAAUAAAAGGAAGUUCCUUGCCUUGAACUGGCGCUGUAAAGAAAUUGAGCAGGUCAAUGAGAAGAUUCUUAACAGACUUCACCAAGUGCAAAAGAUAACACGGAGGUUGAAACAGGAAAGAAGAUGUCUGAUGAAAGUCUUGGAUUCCUAUGGAGAUGAUUAUAGAAAGAGCCAUCUUACCUUCUUGCUUGUGGAUGAGGACACUCGCACAUGUAAUACACCAACCCCUGCAAAUUCUGAAAAUGAACACCCAGAAAAUGAGGACCUCUCAAGGUGUCUGUCUGGGCCACCCCUUGGGUUAGAGGCUACUAGUCCAGAAAGUUCCUCUCUUGCAGAAGGACCUCCAACUAAGAGGAGAAAAAAGUACAAAGAGGAGAAAGACCUUGGAAAAAAUAUAAGCCCAUCUCUUCUUCCAACAGAGCCACUGCUAGCACAGGUGAAGAUAGAAGAGGAUUAUCUGUGUGAUGGGGACGAAGAACUCCCUCUCAGUUGGCGUCCCCUCAGCCCACGAGAUAAAAUCCUUCAGUACACAAAAUUCUCCAGCCCUGGACCCUGCCCUGACUUUGAUUAAUAAACCUAGCAGUUGCCUCCUUCCACUGAUAAAAUGACAUUUAGUCUGUUGGGAACAGUGGUAAUCUGUUGAUACAAUAAAAUGUAUUUAUUUAUGGAAGCUACAAAGGUAGGUUUCCUUUGUUUAGUAGAAAAUGUGAUCUGGAUAAAAUAGUUAAUUGGAUACUUAAUCCAAUUAUUAUCAUACUGAGAUGAUCUUCCAAAACCCAGUUACCAACUGCACAUUCCUACAUUUUACAAACUGCUGUGAUCAUGUCAGAAUCUUUUCACAAGAGAACUGUUAAAAAUUAAACGAUUUAGUUUCACCUACGUUCCUCAACUAUCUAAGCAGUGUGGCUCUCCUGCCAGGCCCAAUGUGCACGCUCAUAACACAGCAUGGAGUCUAUAAGCUGCAGAGUAGUACUUACUGCAGAGUAGCUCGCUUUCAUUCUGCUAAUUAAAAUUACCGUUAAAUGUAAGUCCUUUUUACGUAGAAUAUACUAUGGAAAGAAAAAAAAAAGGUUUCCUUUAACAAUGAAGGAUAUCAUGCUAGAGCAGAUUGUAAAUGGAUAUACCUGCUAAAGAUCUGUAUGUAAUAAAGAGGUUUUAUACUUUUUCAUUGUAAA